AUGACCCGUUCCCAGUCUUCCAUAUCCUCUUACUUCCAAGCCCCAGCCUCAUCUCCAAGUAAAUCCCAGAAACGUUUCAACUCACCUAUUGACCUCACACUUGACGACGACGAACCCGUACCAAAGAAGCGGCCUCGUCUUUCUGAAAGCGCUUCUAGUUCACCUGUCAAAAUAAUCCCAAAACCCGCAUCUUCGAAGAGCGGUACAACUGUGGCACAGGACUGGCGUUUCUCUCUUGAGAGGGUGAAGGAUGACACUCGACCUUCAAAACAACGGACUGGGCCUGAACAGGAGCGUCACGAAGCGUUUGAACGGAAGCUGCUUCAAGAUAAUAGCCGGUUCUUUCCACGAUUCUCCAAAGGCAACGAGUUCGACGAGGUAGAUAGGAUGGGUGCCGACGAGCCUGAAGGCAGUGGACAGGACUCUGACGGUGAUAGCGACUCUAGAUUUAAGAAGCUCAGCGAAUUGUUCGCGAACAAGGACAAAGGAAAGGCCAAAGCGACUAUCAAAAACGGACCACAAAGUAAACGGACCAGAAAGGCUGCUCGAGAGGAAAUGGGCCCUAGUGGCAAACCAUAUACGCCAUUGGAAAAGCAGGUUUUAAAAUUGAAGGAAGACAAUCCUGGGACGGUAUUAAUGAUCGAGGUUGGCUACAAAUACAAGUUCUUCGGAAAGGACGCAGAGGUCGCCCGAAAAGAAUUGGGCAUGGUCGCAUAUGUGGAUCGAAAUUUCCUGGUGGCAGGAAUCCCCGACCAUCGUCGCGACGUGCAUCUGAAGAAAUUGUUGUCGUGCGGAUAUCGAGUUGGAAUAGUCAGUCAAACUGAGACUGCUGCCUUGAAGAAGGUCGGUGACAAUCGAAACGCGCCAUUCACCCGCGAAGUUACGCGCCUUUACACUGCCGCGACCUAUGUCGAUGAGAUGGAUUCAGUCGAUGAUAUGGAGAAAUAUACAAGCGCUCCAUUUAUGUGUUUGGUAGAAGAAAAGAAGAACGGCAAAUCAUCCGAUGUUUCCUUUGGAAUGAUUAUCAUUUGUCCCAGCACUGGGGAUAUCGUUUGGGACGACUUUGAAGACAGUGUCAUGCGCUUAGAACUUGAGACACGUUUGGUGCACAACCGACCAUCUGAACUGCUAGUUCCCAGGAAGCAUUUGACCGAUGCUACAAAUAAAAUGUUGUCACACUUUACGGGGAUCUCUACGACAGGGAGUCGAAUUCGGACAGAUGAAUUCGACGAAGUUAUGGACUAUACCGAUGCCUUCGAGAAAGUUUCGCAAUUUUAUACAGAUGAACGUAAAUCUGCGACUGCUUCAGAAAGCUUUAAGUCUGGGAAACUAAUGGCAUCCGUCGUCGACUUCCCGAAGAGAGUAGUUGUUGCCCUAGCACAUGCAAUCGAACACCUGUCCGCUUUUGGUAUCGCCAAUGCCUUUUUGGAAACCAAAUUCUUCACCAAAUUCUCCACACGGGCCCAUAUGCUCCUAGCCGCCAAUACUCUAAUAAACCUGGAAAUAUACCGAAAUGAAACCGAUGGCACUACGCGAGGCUCUUUGAUGUGGGUAUUAGACCGAACAAAAACCAAGUUUGGAGCGAGGCUUCUCCGUAGCUGGGUGGGCCGGCCGUUGGUCGACAAAGUAAUAUUGCAAGCGCGUGUCGACGCAGUGGAGGAAAUUCUUGAAAGUACUUCGGAGACGUUGCUAACACUACGAGGCCUCUUGAAACGCCUGCCGGACUUGGCGAAGGGUUUGUGUCGGAUUCAAUACGGUCAAUGCACUCCGAAGGAGCUAUCUGUUCUUCUUCUAGCGUUCAAGAAAAUCGCAGAUGCCUAUGAUGACUUUGACUCACCCGCAAGCGUUGGCCUUAAGUCAGGCAUCCUCAACGAAAUCAUCAGCUCUUUGCCUAAAUUGAAGGAGCCUGUUAGAAAGCUUCUUGAAAUAGUGAACCUCAAGAAGGCGGCUGAUGGCAAGAGAGAUGAGAUGUGGAAUGAUCGCGAGAGAUAUCCAGAUAUAGUCGACGCGGACAUGUCCUUGCAAUGCAUUGAUCAUGAAUUGGCGGACGAAUUGAAAGCUAUACGGAAAACGUUGAGAAUGCCGUCCCUCAACUGGAUCACCUUUGCUACUGAUGAAUAUCUAGUGGAGGUCGUACGAAAUGAGAACCGCCCAAUUCCCGAUAAUUGGAUUUUGCAUUCCAAGACGAAGAAACUUGCCCGAUAUCAGCCUCCCUCGGUACAUAACAAGGUGCAAGAACGGAAUCAAAGACGAGAAACGCUGGAUGCUGCUUCAAAUCAAGCGUACCAUUCUUUCUUGAAAGAAAUUUCUCAGGACUACUAUGCAAUGCUGCGAGAUGCUGUCAACAAGAUCGCGGUCGCUGACUGCUUGAUUAGUCUCGCCCAAGUCGCACUUCAGUUAAAUUACGUUCGCCCAGAAUUUACCGACGACAACAGCCUCGAGAUCGUUGAUGGCCGGCAUCCGAUGAUUGAAAUUUACAGUGAUACACCGCAUGUCCCUAAUUCCAUUAAGAUGGGAGACGGUGCUGCUCGCAGUAAGAUCGUUACUGGACCGAAUAUGGGCGGGAAGAGUUCAUGCGUCAGAAUGAUUGCGCUAAUUGCCCUCAUGGCACAAAUCGGAAGCUACGUUCCAGCUGCUUCUGUCAAAAUGGGUCUGUUGGAUUCGAUAUUGACGAGAAUGGGAGCCUCUGAUGACCUGGCAAGAGGCCGUUCCACUUUUAUGGUGGAAAUGUCAGAAACCAGCGAAAUCCUUCAGAUGGCAACUAAUCGAAGCCUUGUAAUUUUGGACGAACUUGGUCGUGGAACGUCAACCUUCGAUGGGAUGGCCAUUGCCGAUGCAACUCUGCAAUAUUUGGUGGAUAAAACUAAGUGCAAAACCCUUUUUAUAACGCACUACCCUCUUGUGGCGACGAAGCUGGCUAAGAGGUUUCCGGCCGACGUCGAAAACAUUCACAUGGGCUACGAUUCCGAAACACGCAUCGACGGCACUCGCAACAUCACGUUCUUAUACCGUCUGAGUCCUGGUUUAGCGACAGAGUCGUUCGGCAUUGAAUGUGGCCGUCUGGCUAAAGUCCCUGAAGAUAUCCUUUCUGUCGCGACUGAACGAUCGGCGCAAAUGCAAGAGGAAGUUCAAGAGCGGAUCAGGUGUAACAGGCGCGUAGAUUUGUCUGAACCAACCAGCGAUCACGAAGGACUCACACUUCUAAUUGAUGUAGAGUACGGAGGGCACCACAUGCAAUUCAGGACUGUCUGA
Messenger RNA from Cyclocybe aegerita, 3252 nucleotides. NCBI's taxonomy places the organism in Eukaryota, Fungi, Basidiomycota, Agaricomycetes, Agaricales, Hemipholiotaceae. The record is from the annotation of a GenBank genome assembly.